AUGCUUACUACACCGUAUUCUUCACAGACUGCGCGCGAAGCGAAAACCGACGCCGUCCAUUAUUCUUUGCUGCAGCACGAGUACGGUGGUGCUGCUUGCCUGCGUGACUCGUAUACAAAUAAAGGUACCUCAUUUACCGAGAGGGAGCGCGAUGAAAUCGGCCUCCGCGGCCUUCUUCCCCCGACAUUCCAAAGCCUCGAUCAGCAACUGGCGCGCACGAAACAGCAGAUGAAGAUGACAACGACGCCGUUUGAAAAGCAUAUUGCACUGAGCAAUUUGCGUCAACGCAACGAGCGCCUAUUCUACUACUACGUCCUCAACAACCUACGCGAAACACUUCCCCUCGUCUACACGCCGGUCGUCGGCGAAGCAUGCCAGAAUUUCUCCCGGAUCUUCCGCCGCGCCGAGGGCCUCAACAUUUCUCUUCUGGACAAGGGCCGCGUAAAGGAGUGUGUUUCCAACUGGCCGCGCCCGGCAGAUAUGCCGCGCGUCGCUGUGGUGACUGACGGCUCGCGCAUCCUCGGCCUCGGCGAUCUCGGCUGGAACGGUCUUGGCAUUUGCAUUGGCAAGCUUUCCCUGUACGUUGCGGGUGCAGGCAUCGACCCCGAGUCGACCGUGCCGAUUGUGAUCGACACCGGCACGAACAAUGAGGAGCUCCUCGAUGACCCGCUGUACCUCGGCCUGCGGCGCAAGCGCGCGACGAGCAGCGAGGUGAUUGCGCUUGUCGACGAAGUGAUGGAGGCGCUCAACUCCAAGUACCCCAACCUCAUCGUCCAGUUUGAGGACUGGAGCACGGACCACGCAUUCUUGUUCCUGGAGCGUUACCAGCACAAGUACCCGAUGUUCAAUGAUGAUAUCCAGGGCACCGGCGCCGUCAUUCUCGGUGGAUUCAUCAACGCUGCGCGCUUAGGCUCCAGUGCUUCUGGACGCGCGCUAGAGGACCAGCGCAUUUUGUUUGUCGGCGCUGGCUCGGCUGCGAUCGGUGUUGCGAAGCAGCUCAUGUCUUUCUUUACGCUGCAUGGCAUUCCAGACGACGAGGCGCGUAAGCGCAUCUGGACAACCGACAGCAGGGGACUGGUGACCAAGAGUCGUGGGGACAAACUCGCGGCGCACAAGGAAUUCUUUGCGCGCGACGACAAUGGCGACUUUGAAUCGUCGGACUUGCUUGAAAUUGUCAACCACGUGAAGCCCACCGCGCUCGUUGGUCUCUGUACCGUGCCCAGCACCUUUGACGAACGGGUUUUGCGCCGCAUGGCCGAGCUGAACAAGCGGCCGAUUGUGUGCCCGCUGAGCAAUCCCACCGCCAACGCCGAGUGCACCUUCCAGGAAGCGCUCGACUGGACAAACGGCAGUGUCAUUUUCGCCGCCGGCUCGCCGUUCGAUGAUAUUGAAUUCCAGGGCAAGCUACGCGUUGCAGACCAGGGAAACAAUUUCUACAUCUUCCCGGGCAUCGGCCUUGCCGGCGCGCUUUCCAAGGCCAAGCACCUGACGGACAAUGUCAUCCGCGAAGCCGCCAUGGCGCUCGCCGACUCCAUGACGCAGCCGGAGAAGGACGAGGGCCGUAUCUACCCGAUCCUCGAACGCACGCGCGAAGUGUCUGCCUACAUCGCAGCGCGCUGCAUCCGUGUCAUUGACAAGGAAGGCUUCGCUCGUGGCGACAUUCCGUUUGCCAAGAUGGACGACGACGAACUGCUCGCCUGGAUCAAAGAGCACAUGUGGUACCCUUCGUAUGAUAACUAG
Malassezia vespertilionis is the source of this 1740-nucleotide messenger RNA. RefSeq names its product malate dehydrogenase (oxaloacetate-decarboxylating) (NADP(+)). Gene Ontology annotation, biological process: pyruvate metabolic process; malate metabolic process. The coding region runs from base 1 to 1740 and encodes 579 amino acids. The transcript is spliced from 2 exons. Gene Ontology annotation, molecular function: malate dehydrogenase (decarboxylating) (NAD+) activity; NAD binding. The record is from RefSeq and is a predicted model, not a curated record. Gene Ontology annotation, cellular component: mitochondrion. NCBI's taxonomy places the organism in Eukaryota, Fungi, Basidiomycota, Malasseziomycetes, Malasseziales, Malasseziaceae.